This is a messenger RNA of Rattus rattus (black rat), 824 nucleotides long. RefSeq names its product glandular kallikrein-7, submandibular/renal. Gene Ontology annotation, biological process: regulation of systemic arterial blood pressure; zymogen activation. Gene Ontology annotation, molecular function: serine-type endopeptidase activity. The record is from RefSeq and is a predicted model, not a curated record. The transcript is spliced from 5 exons. Bases 1 to 795 code for a protein of 264 amino acids. Lineage: Eukaryota; Metazoa; Chordata; Mammalia; Rodentia; Muridae.
AUGUGGUUCCUGAUCCUGUUCCUCGCCCUGCCCCUGGGACAGAUUGAUGCUGCACCUCCCGGCCAGUCUCGGAUUAUUGGAGGAUAUAAAUGUGAGAAGAAUUCCCAACCCUGGCAAGUGGCUCUAUACAGCUUCAGUGAAUACCUCUGCGGGGGUGUCCUGAUAGACCCCAGCUGGGUGAUCACAGCUGCCCACUGCUCUAGCAAUGCCCUCAGCAAUUACCAGGUUUGGCUGGGCCGAAACAACCUAUUAGAAGAUGAACCAUUUGUUCAGCACCGGCUUGUCAGUCAGAGCUUCCCUCACCCUGACUAUGAGCCAUUCCUCAUGAGGAACCACACCCGAAAACCUGGCGAUGACCACAGCAAUGACCUGAUGCUGCUCCACCUCAGCGAGCCUGCGGACAUCACAGAUGGGGUGAAGGUCAUCGAUCUGCCCACAGAGGAGCCCAAAGUGGGGAGCACCUGCCUUGCCUCAGGCUGGGGCAGCACCAACCCCUUUAUAUGGGAAUUCCCUGAUGACCUCCAGUGUGUGAACAUCCACCUACUGUCUAAUGAGAAGUGCAUCAAUGCCUACAAUGAUAAGGUGACAGAUCUCAUGCUGUGUGCAGGAGAGAUGGAAGGAGGCAAAGACACUUGCACGGGUGACUCAGGAGGCCCCCUCAUCUGUGAUGGUGAGCUCCAGGGCAUCACAUCAUGGGGCUCUGUCCCAUGCGCCAAAACCAACAUGCCGGCCAUCUACACCAAACUUAUUAAGUUCACCUCCUGGAUAAAAGAAGUUAUGAAGGAAAACCCCUGAGUGUCACACUGUCCCCUGGUCUCAAUAAA